This is a messenger RNA of Musa acuminata AAA Group (dessert banana), 3834 nucleotides long. RefSeq names its product pentatricopeptide repeat-containing protein At2g17670-like. The transcript has 2 exons. Gene Ontology annotation, molecular function: protein binding. The record is from RefSeq and is a predicted model, not a curated record. NCBI's taxonomy places the organism in Eukaryota, Viridiplantae, Streptophyta, Magnoliopsida, Zingiberales, Musaceae. The coding region runs from base 48 to 1442 and encodes 464 amino acids.
ACCCUACUCGCACCAAACCAGCAGCGAGAGAGCUCGAGAUCCGAAUCAUGGGGAAGCUGCCUCCUUCCCUGCGCUCUGCCAAAUUACCCCUCCCCUUCCACAAACCUCCCCCUUCCCCUUCCCCUCCGUCACCUUCUACUCCUCUUUCCCAGUCUCCAUCCCCGCCCGAACGUUCCGUCUUCUUCAGGUCUCCCCUCAAGAAACCCAAGAAGCCCUCCAAAACCCCCAGGGGAACCCUCAACCCCUCUCCCCCGCCCCCACAGCAGCAUGUCUUCCGGUCCCCCCUCCUUUCCGACGCCAUCUCCACCUUCGACGCCCUCGCUGCCUCCUCCCCUUCCUCACUCGACCCCACCUCCCUCCUCCAGUCCUUCUGCAACGCCGGCGCCUCCCCCGCCGACGCCCUCUCCUUCCACCGCCACAUCUCCCCCUCCCUCGCCCCUGGCCGCGCCGCCUUCCACGUCCUUCUCGGCCACUCCUGCCUCCACCACUCCGCCCCCGACCCGGCCUCCGUCCUCGACCUCAUGUCCGACAAUGGAUCGCCCCCGGACGCUGCCUCCGCUGACCUCGCCGUCCGUGCCCUCUGCUCCGCCGACCGCCUCGAUGAUGCCUGCGUUCUCCUCCGCGACCGCCUUGCCUCCGCCGCCGACCGGUUCACCUACAACUUCCUCGUCCGCCGCUUCGCCCGCUUCCGCCCCAUCUCCACCGUCUACGCACUCAUCAAAGAACUCCGCGGCGUUGGACUUCAGCCCGACGUCGUCACCUAUACCAACCUCAUCGACGCUGUCUGCCGCGGCCGGAACCUCCGCGAGGCAACGCGGCUCCUCGGCAUGCUCGCCGACGCUGGCUUCAAACCGGACUGUUACGUGUACAACGUCAUCAUGAAGGGCUACUGCAUGGUGGAUCAGUACGGGGAGGUGAUGGAGGUCUACAACAGGAUGAAGGACGAGGGCAUCGAGCCUGACCUAGUGACCUAUAACACCCUCGUGUAUGGGCUUUCCAAGGCUGGGAUGCUCACACAGGCAAAGAAGUUCUUGAAUGUGAUGGCAGACAUGGGGCAUUUCCCAGACGUGGUCACGUACACCUCGCUCAUGGGCGGGAUGUGCAGGAAAGGAGAUGCCCUGGGGGCGCUCAAGCUUCUGGAGGAGAUGGAGGAGAAGGGGUGCAACCCGAAUGAGUGCACCUACAACACGUUGCUUAUGGGGCUUUGCAAGGCUAAGUGUUUGGACAAGGGGAUGCAGCUGUAUCAGGAGAUGAUUGCUAAGGCUAUGAAGCUGGAGAAUGCAACCUAUGCAACGUUUGUGAGGGCACUGUGUCGUGCGAACAAGAUUGCAGAGGCGUAUGAGGUGUUUGAUUAUGCAAUUGAUAGCAAGAGUUUAACAGAUGUAACAGCAUACAUGGCAUUGGAAAACUCACUCAAGUGGCUGAAUAAGGCAAAAGUGUGAAUAAACAGGGAUAUGAUUAUAAGGCUGGAAGGCUAGGGGUGGGUGCUUUGUUUGCUAUCAUAAUUCAAUUUUGUCACAGUUUUGUGGCUUUUGUUCAGACAGACCCCAACUUGAGCUCUAAUGGAAGGUACACAUCUUGCCCCAAUCCAUGUGGUUCCACUUAUCUGUAUCCUUGAUGCAUUAAACACCAAACUUAAUUGCAAAGGACAUGUUACAGACAGUUUAGCAUGCUUGGUAUUUAUUAACCAGGAGAUUACUGCCCUUGUGCUACUCUUUUCAUGCAGGGUGUUGGACACUGUGUGCAGCUUUUUAGCUGGCCCUCUAGGUGUUCUCAUCUUGAGUUAUGUUUAUAUAUAGAGGAUUCUUCAUGGAAUCCAAUUAUUAGUUUUAUGAUCAGAGCUUCUUUAUCCUUCACACAAACAGUAGGAGAGUUUUUUCCAAUCGGUUUCAAUAAGUAGAUUGUUUGGUGCAAAUCAAGCAUAUAACGUCCAAGCCUGUCGUUGGUUAUACAGACAUAUCAGGGAAAUCAGAGGUAGAUGUUCAUUUGAAUUUAUUAUUUUUCAGUGGCAUCAAAUAAUAUACACUGAGACACUGUGCAGAUUUAUCCGAUUUACCAAGUGAUACUGUACCGAUUUACCUGAUCGAUGUGAAUGUUUGAGUUGCUCCAACAAGUGACAGAUGUUUGAUACUGCCACUGCAAUAAUUCUCGUCCAGAAAUUAGCAUGACAGUGCAGGAACUGCAGCAACCAUCUUAGCAGCUCAGAGCUGCAUCCACUGCAUGAUGAGCCAGCCAUAAGCAAUCUGGAUUCUUGGUGUCUCUCAAUCUUGAGACACACCAUUUGAGCUUCUCAAUCUUGUAAGACAUGCAUGCAUUCUACUUAUUCUUUCUUGGUGAUGUUGCCAACAGAUCAAGUCAAAGAUGUCCAUUGCCUGCCUCUAUCUUGUGCUGGGAAGACAAGUAGACAGAUCCCACUCGUGCUGCACAAAAAUACUAAUAUUAGGAGUUGUUGAGUGCUACAUUAUGGGACUGUAACCUUGUGAUUAGACUCUUUAUUUGCAUUGAUGCCUUCCACCAAGAAGCUGCCUGUUGUUAGCCACUGAAACAUUACAACUGGAUACUAGGCAUCCACUUAAUCAUGAGAAUUAAAGUAGCAGAAAUAUUCACUGCCCUGCACAGAGGAAACCAGUACACGGAGCUCAAGCUUGAAGCUCAAAUCUAUUGUGGGGUCGAGUUCAGGUAGACAAGAUUCCGUGUCUCCCUCCCUCUUGUGAUGAUGAGUGUUAAUGUUGGCCUAUAACUACAGAAAGCCGAAGGGAUGAAGUCCAACUCGCAGAACUCAGAGCGAGAUGGCUCCAAGCCAGCGUUGCCACACUCGCUCCAUCAGCCUGCCCUCAGAGCUUCACCCUGCUGCGCUCAGGGUGGAAGAAGAGCUGCACAGGCUGAGGUCUUCGAUGGCUUCAUCCUCUUCCACGCCGCAGAUGAUAUGCGACAGCUUGAGAGGACUCGGAGGCCUGUACGAAUCGAUCGAGGGGCUCGUUCGCCUGAGAAGCAACCAUCAAACCCUCAUCCAUCCACUGCAAGGGAGACGCGUGGAAGGAGAACUGGUUGCGUCCAUCAGACUGCUGGACCUGUGCAGCGCAGUGAAGGAUGACUUGAGCACGAUGAAGGAGCACGUCCGAGGGAUUCGGUCGGCUCUCAGAAGGAGAGACGGCGCAGUGAUCGCGAACAAGGUGAAUGACUAUGUCCGCUUCGGGAGGAAGGCAGACAAGGAGAUGAAGGAUCGCUUCAGAUCAUUGAAGCGGGUCAUGGAGGACGAAGACACGCCGAUGGCGAUCUGGGGGUUGAUGGAAGCGGAGAUGAUCGCCAUUUCUCUACUGCGACUGGUGUUCUCCUUCGUGUCGAUGCAAACGGGAAGGUCAGAGCGUAGCAGUUGGUCUUUUGUUUCGAAGGCAUUGAGCAAGAGGAAGGUGGCAUCCGAUGAGGAGCAGGAGGCUGGAAGUGGAGUGGGAAGACUAGAAAUCUUCUCAUGGCGUGCUUCCUGCAAGGAUGGUGAUGGUGGGAGGGCAGUCAAGGCGCAAAGUCAACUGCAGAGGUUGGAGGUUAGCGUUGAAGGGCUGGAGAGCGGAUUAGAAUCCUUGUUCAGGGAGCUGAUCCGAAGCAGAGUCGCUCUGCUCGACGUACUCAGCUCAUAGAAGAACUCAUCAAAGUGUGUACGCUGUGAUCAGCAACCACAAUUUUGGCGACUUGACUGAUCAUUGCAAAUCUAAGCUUGUAAACAUGAUAGGUAUAGAUAUAGAAUACAGUAAUCUUACACUCUAUGAUGUCUUCUUGUCUCAUUCUUUUGGUGGUGGUCAUUAUAAUUGGCAACAGGAAUGCUUAUCAACGAUCAAA